GAGUAGUUUUAGUUCUUUCAUCUUAAUCUGAUUUGCUAAAUAAUAAACUGAAGCUGAGUAAUAGUAACUCUAGAGACCCGUGGAUUCGAUAUUUAUCACUUGAGCCACUAUACUGCAGUCCCUUUCAUUGGUUACACUUGGCCUUUGUUAGGUGUUGUGUUUUAGAGCAUCAAGUUUUUGGCGCCGUUGCCGGGGACUUUCUAGAGUAUUAGGAAAGGCAGAAGUUUGUUACUUUAGCGUUUUUCUUUUCUUUUCCACCCUUGCUUUUCACUUGGGUGUUUUUGUUUUUGUUGGUGCAGAUCUGAAUCAUGGAUCCUAAUGGCUUCUCCAAUCAUUGGGGGUAUCCACCACCAUCUGGGUGGUAUUACCCCGAGACUCCCUGGAGCAAUCAAGGCGGAAAAGACUAUGGAUUCGGGUUCCAGUACCAACCCCCUUACUACGGAGAACAACCGGACCCCUGGGCAUAUCAAGAACAACCUCAUUAUCAAGAAGAAUUUCUCCCACAACCAGAAGGGCCAUCAGCGCAAGAGUUACUCAUGGAGCAGUUUGCUCGAGACUGUGAGAGAACAUGCUCCAGGAUGGAUCAGUGUGUCCAGGCCUAUCGCGAAACAGAUGAGAUCCUCCUGAGCCUUAAGAAGAGCGUCGAUGAUCUUGAGCGAUCUUGGGCGCAACCUGCUCCAGAUCACCCUUCUGCUACCAUACAAGAAGAGGAGGAGGAAGAAGAAGGCUACAAGGGCAUUGUGGAACACACUGAAGUUGUCACGGAGAGCUCCCGUGAUGAUCAUGAUCAGGCGUGUCAUGUCGUAGCCGACCACACCUUCCCACACCCCAAACUGAGCUUUGAAGAGGCGGGCAUGAGUGAGGAGAUGCAAGAAGAUCUCAUGAAAGAAAUUGCUUGGCAACUUGCUCUCCAAUCCGUGCUAGAAGAAGAAGAGCAAGAAAGGGUGCAGAAAGAAGUUGUGGAGGAUGACGAAAGUGAAGCUAGAGGAGUUCUUGAUCAUUUCCCAGGGGUGAUACCACAUGAAGAAGGAAGGGAGGUUGAAGAAGCAAUUGGCGUCCAGGCUGAGGACGAAGUUGAGGUGGAAGAGGCUUGCACCGGCCAUGAGUUACAGGUGAUAUCUCCACCAAACUUCGAGGAACUGCUUAGCAAGGACCCAUUUGCAGUGUCUCUUUGCCAGACCAAGGCCACCUCGACAUCGGUCCCUCUUGGUGGACGCGAUGGUGGCCAAUCGAUGUUGUCAUAUCUGGUUUGGGGCAAUGAGACGAGAGAAGAGAAGAAGAGGUCUCGAGGGUGGAGACUUCAUCUGCAUCAAGUACAUGAGCCUUCAUCACCUGCCACACCACAUGCUCGUGACUUGAGACUCCACCUCAUCGACGAGAACCUCAACUUCAAGGAGGUUCUAGCAUGGACCGAAACUUAGGAGCCAUCGUCCGGCUCACGACGUAAAAGAAGUGCUUGUUGGGAGGCAACCCAACCAGUCGGUUUGCAAUUCUUUCUCUAUUUCUCCUCGGUUGAGUCAGUUUUGUUAUUUGAUUUUAGAGUCAAUAACUCAACCUUUGUGAGAUUUUGUGUGGUGUUUGUGUUCUGAUUACUCUCUCUUCCUGGACUGCACUGCCUGACCCGUACAUCAUCAUUCACCCUUGAUCUGGUAACUUCAUUCAACCCUCCUUAUCUUUCCUCCAUUGAGGACAAUGUCAUGCUUAAGUGUGGGGGGAUGUUCGAUUAUGUAUGCGGGUGAAUGUUUGGCUGUUUGUGUGCUUGGAGCCUAGUCCACUGUCCAAAUUUUUAAAUUUGAGGGCUCCAAGUACGUGUUCCUUGCAAUUGCCUACUCAGUAUGCUUUGAAUUGACAGUCUUUACAGUAAUAUGCAACCUAGGGAGGUAGUGUAGCACUAUGGAGGAUGUUGAUGCAUUUAAGAAGUCUCAUUUCUUCUUCAUAUAAAGUUGGUUGAUUGAGUGAAUUAGUGAUCUUAGGACCCUUGAAUUGUGUGGUGUUGUGGAUUCUCUGCCUGUCAUGGACUCUUGUAUCAUAUUUUAAGUUUAACAGGUGCCCGAAAAUGUGCUUCAAAAUAAACGUCUCCCGUGCGAAUAGGGCGAAAGUGUGUAAGGGGAGACGGGAAUUCGUUCCCAAUUUCCACCUACUACCUCCAGCCCCCUUACAUGUCUUUCCCCCGCACGAGGCUCGAGACAUCCGCUCCUGGCAUGGCCGGUAAGAGCAGGUUGGGACCCUUGAAAAAAAAAGAGUAAAGAAAAAAUAACAGAAAACAAGCAAAACAGAAAGAAAAGGGGUUCCAACCAUCUUCAAAGAAAAUAGAGCACCUUGAAAAAUGUGAGUCCAUGAUCCUUUGUUUUUGAGAAUCUCUUCAUCCACGAUUCAUUUGUCCUCUGUUCACUGUUUGCCAUGAUGCCGACUCGCCGAAGAAGUUAUGAGGUGACUUGUGCGUCGGUUGACCUCGUAAGCUGCUAAACGAUCUAGGAAGUCCUCUACCUACGAUCUGGGUUGUUUGUUGCUAUAGAGGUCUGGAGAGUUGCAUUGGUUUGAGUUAGGUUUGCUUGGGGACAAGCAAACGGUUAAGUGUGGGGGAGUUUGAUAGACCGUCAUUUACACAUGUUUUUACCCCCAUUCUUACACCGUUUGAGAUGUGAUUUCUCGUGGUUUAGACCGAUUUCACGCUAGGUUGUGCUUGUUUGUGAUGUUUCAGGUCCUAGUACGUGAAUGAAGGCUUAGGAGCGAGUCUGGAGUCGAUUGGACGAAGAACGGACAAAUGGCGAGGUUUUUGGGGAGCUGCACGGGCAGACCAGGGAGGCCGCACGGCGUGCACGUGAGCAAUAUGGCCGUGCGCCUUAUGCCGAGGACACGCACGGGAAAAAACCAGCCUUGCACGGCCGUGCACCCUGGCCGUGCGAGAGGGCUGAAGUUCGACUAAAUGACACGCUGCGUUUUGAGUUGCACGGCCAGAAUGGUGAUAUGCACGGCCGUGCACCCUGGCCGUGCGAGUCGGGAUUUCCUGGUUUUAAGCCAAAUUCCGAACCAAAGAGGAGGGAGAGCUGGGUUUUGGAUCCCAAACACCCAAGGGACGAACCAAAGAGAGAGAGGGCGAUUUGAGGGCAUUCUUGGAGUGGAAUUGGAGGAUUUCUCCGCCUUGAAAGCUCGACGAACAAGCCCGGACUUGAAGACUGAUCAUCUGAAGAUUCUUACUGCAGUCUCUCUCUUCUCUAUGGAGUAACUUCCCUUCACUUAGGUUUUGAGGAACCCUAGCUAUGUUUGUUUGAUUGGAUGAUUGUAUGAGUACUCUGACUGGAUAAUCUUGAGUUCAUAUUCAAUCUAUGCAUGUUUUCAUGAUUCAAUUCUGCUUUAGUCGAGAUUAUUGAUUCUGCUUUGAUUCUAUGAGAGGGAAUACCUGAUUAGGUCAAUAGAGCACCAUAGAUUGAUAGUAGUGGAUCGAUUGCUUUAGUCGAGGGUUGAUUCACUGCUUUGUAUCGAUUGAGAACCUCUUUCGAUAGAGGAAGUCUAGUUCAGAACGCCUUGAUCAGUUGUUCUAGAGAAGGAUACGUCCCUCUAGGCAAUUGACUCAAGAGGGCCUUGUUCCUUUAGUCGAGACUCAAGGUCUACUCAAGGAUUCUCCGCAUUGUGAAUGAAAGUGAAACAAGUUGGAAAUCAUCAAUCGUUAGUCUGGCUAGUGGCUAGGAGGAAUCAUACCUAAGUGAGUUCCCAACCUGUAAUUAGAUUAACUUUAACUGUAGUUUGCUAGAGUAGUUUUAGUUCUUUCAUCUUAAUCUGAUUUGCUAAAUAAUAAACUGAAGCUGAGUAA
Linum trigynum is the source of this 3811-nucleotide messenger RNA. NCBI's taxonomy places the organism in Eukaryota, Viridiplantae, Streptophyta, Magnoliopsida, Malpighiales, Linaceae. The record is from the annotation of a GenBank genome assembly.